AUGGCAUCAAUACCAAAAUCGUUUGGCGAUUAUGCCGUUCUGCCCGUCCAGCUACCCCAGCUGCCGUCGCUGGCCCACCUCCCGCCUGCCACCCACUUCCUCUACGUGCGCCGCAACGCGCCCAAGAUUGCAACGGCCGAUGACGAGCGCAGCCUGUUCGUGGCUAACGUGCCCGUGGACAGCACAGAAGAGCACUUCCGGGCGCUGUUUGCGUUGCUGGUAGGCCCAGGCCGCUUCGAGUCCAUCUCGUUUGAGGAGGAGCGGAGGCGAGCUGCCAAGGCGAGACCCGACAACGACAGCGACGACGACGACGACAACUACGGUUCCGAGUCUGACUUUGACGAUUUCGAUGCUGUCCUGCCCCGCCAGGCAGCGAGCCUGGCCGAUCUGCAAUCGCGGAAACGGAAGCGGGAGGGCGGCCACGGCGGCAGAGGCGGCAGAGACGGCAACCCGGACGACAGCAGCAAGGUCGCAGCCAAGCAGCUGCGGCAGCAGGCCACUCUCCCGACAACGUGGCCACGCUCACUGCGCCGCAGUGGAAGCACGGCCGUGGCCCUCUUUGCGGAUGCCAAGAGCGUGGACGUCGUGCUGAAGGCGGUCGCCAAAGCUCACAAAGGCUCGCAGUACCCUGAGUGGCCGCCCCUCGAGGGCUCGUCUCUCGGUGCACCCUGGCUGGCCGGCCACAACCGUCUGGCGUACCCGAACCGCGAGUCCCUGCGUGAGUCCGUGGACGCCUUCUUUGCGCUGUUCAAUCAGCAGGAGGCUGCAGCCGCCGAUCUGGCACGUCGCCUGCGCAAUGUGCCCGAUGAGGACGGUUUCGUGACAGUGACACGCGGCACGACGGGCGGCGGUGGCCGUGGCGCACCUGCUCGGCAGCAGGAAGCGGCGUCGGCGCGGGCCAAGCAGCUCGCCAAGCAAGAGCGGCAGCGCCAGGACAUGACCAACUUCUACCGGUUCCAGCUGCGCGAGCGCAAGAAGGAAGAGCAGCUGGAUCUGCAGCGCAAGUUCCAGGAGGACAGCAAGCGGGUGGCGGCCAUGCGGGAAAAGCGCGGCAAGUUCAAGCCCGAGGCGUGA
Messenger RNA from Sporothrix schenckii 1099-18, 1074 nucleotides. RefSeq names its product ribosomal rRNA-processing protein 7. The record is from RefSeq and is a predicted model, not a curated record. The transcript has a single exon. Bases 1 to 1074 code for a protein of 357 amino acids. Gene Ontology annotation, cellular component: CURI complex; UTP-C complex. Gene Ontology annotation, biological process: rRNA processing; ribosomal small subunit assembly. NCBI's taxonomy places the organism in Eukaryota, Fungi, Ascomycota, Sordariomycetes, Ophiostomatales, Ophiostomataceae.